CGUCGAUGUGUCAUUAAAGGUGGAGCCGUCGCAUCGGUCAGAUCUGCGAAAUUACUCGCGGAGAGACGAGGAGUCGAAUGAGAUAGCGAGAUUAAAUUGUGGAAGAAAGCAUAGUCUUGUGGUCGUCCGACGGCGAUAGGUGAACUGUGGCAGAAAUGGAGCGGCUGAUACUGCUCUUGCUAUCACCGGCAGUUUUCGCCGAGUGGUCAAAAAUCAAUGACCCUAACAACGAGCCGUUCCUACCGAUAUACUCGACCUACCCUUACAGUCCUAAGCUAAUCAAACGAGGCGUCGAGCAGGAAGUAGUACCACAAUUGGCGGCCGAGUCGUUUAAAGCGCCAAAGGAAGAUGCCAAGGACACCUACAGCACCAGUUACAGCAGCAAUUACCAAAGAGACUCCUACUAUAACCCCAGUUACGACCCCUAUCCCAAAAAUGCCUCACCUUUACCCAACUACAACCCGUACUAUAACGAGGACGCGUACGCUUAUCCCAAUUCACCAUAUGCGACCUACAACCCGUAUCCUAUGUCGUACACGAUGAGUCCUACUGCGUCCUCGUAUCCGGACUAUUACUACCAGCCAUCCUAUUACUACCCUCAUUACUUCAAUCACGCGCUAUUUCCGUCAUCGCCACCGUCACCAACGCUGUCGCCACCAUCGUCGCCAUCGUCAGAAGACGUCGAUUAUCACGAGACGUCGCAAGACGCCGCCGAGGCGGAGGACGACAAGCAAGAUAAGGAUAAGAAGAGCAAGAAAUCCAACGAGUACGAGACGAAUCAUGACGCGUCGGCGGGUCAGCUCGUAGACGACGGAAACUAUAUAUCCGGCAGUACGAGGGAUCUCGACGGGCAGUCUAGUACGUACAAAACAGCCAGCCCGUACAAUCAACUGGAGCAAGACAUGCAGACGAAGAACCUACUUAUUCCCCUGCCGAAGACAACAUACAGAGUGAUCAGCGUGGCAGGACAGCCAGUUGGUCCGGAUUACCCGCUGCCUGCUCAAUAUGCCAAUGCUCAGCAAGUGGAGCAGCUGGUGAGCCAAACAUUGACCACGUUAUUAGCACAACAGCAAGCGCAGCAGCAACCAGCUGAGUCCUACGAGAACAACAGAGACACCCCGAGCGCAGCCAAGGAUGGAUCAUACGUCAGUCAGGACACCUACAACCCGAGCACGCCGUCGUAUGUGGCCGUACCUGCCGUGAGGAACAAGACCGUCGUGACUUACGUGAUCAACUCCGACGGUAUCACCAAAGUCAACGGGGACCAGACGAAUACUCAGCUCUCGUCAUUUCACACAACCUCGAGCAAAAAUGCAAAGUACCCCAGCAACCUCUACGUACAGAAGCCGCUGCCGCUACCGGACCACUCUCGGACGACUUUGGACCUGCCUCAAGGGACGUACGUCCCUCAACGAGAUAACCGUAGCAAACAUCGCAAUCGAGUGAUGAAUAGUCGGCCAACGGAUCAAGUGAUCAGGUCUUACGAUUCUUACGACGCAUCGCAGAGUUACACCGAUACUUUGAGUCAGCCCGGGAGCAAACAGGAACGAAAUUACAGGAAGUAUCAGAGGCCAGCAGGUUCUCAUCAGAACAAGGACUUUGUUGCCGCGCCUCAGACACCCCGGACUACAUAUAGCUAUCAGUAUUCGGCUUACGAAUCGGACCAGACGUCAACGGCGCAGCAGCCGCAGCAGGACAGCAGCGUCAGUUCGUAUGAUGGCAACUUUGGAAUUAAGGAUUAUAAUAAGGGUUGAGAGACGCAGGGCCGACUCAGGGUGCGGCGAACAUAUUUGAGACGUAGGCAGGUGGAAAGAUGGUGCUAGAAUGUUGACCGUUGUUGUUGUAUUAUACUUACUAAGUCGUUAUUAAAUUGACGCAGUCUCCUUCACUCUCAGCGAAGUCUUUAGUUGCUUCAUGCGCUGGGUACUCGGUGAAUAUUUAUUAGGAAGCUAGUUACUUUCGACGCUUUUUUCUUCGUCGUAAACUUCGACGUCGUUGAAUGCCACGAUACCGCGAUACGUUGCGUCAUUUCGUUGCCUCUCGCUUUUGCCUGAAGAGCGGAUUGCGAAACGAGAUAUUGUCGCGUACUCUACAAUCUUUUGACACUUCGAGACGUUUCUACAUUUAUGUAGAGAAUAAAUAUCGCCUUUUUGCUUGCGCUUGGCGAGGUGUAAUCAGGGGAUAAAAUGAAUCACAUUUUCUACCUUCACUUUGUGAAGCGCGACAAAAAAAAGCGACAUACCCAUCGUACACUUUCUAAUUCAUUAUAAAUCGAGUUGCGAGUCUGUUCUCAAAUCAAAAAUGUCCGUCCAGUAUUAUCCACAACCGCGUGCCGACAAACGAGAACACGGCACCCCGCGAUAUUCAGGUGUUUCAAGUGAUUUACUUUCGCGUUAACAACUGAAUGAAAGGUCCGUUCACAGGUGUACACUGAUUGCCGCUUAAUACGAUUGUACUCUCUGGUCGGAAUUGGUACUUUCUUUCGCGCGAGCAACGAACGUCGUCUUUACGCCGUCGUGGGAACAACAAACGAACGUUUCAUGUUAAUUUUGAAAUUUACGAGACGCAGCGGAGUGGCUGUAUUUUCCCGAAAAUACGGCAUUGGUGUAUGAGGAGGUAUGACGAAUCUUUUUCGGAAGAAGUAGAAAGUCGCGAUGUCGCAUUAAAUCUGACCCCGUCCGACCCCCGACAAUGCGAUCUAUUUAUAAGGCUUACGUUCUACAUACAGGCAGAUCUUGUAUUCGUUUUGUAGUCGCUAGUAAUAAACGAUCGUUUAUGUUCGCUUUGA
Molecule: messenger RNA, 2788 nt
Organism: Harpegnathos saltator (Jerdon's jumping ant)
Lineage: Eukaryota; Metazoa; Arthropoda; Insecta; Hymenoptera; Formicidae
Exons: 2
Coding region: 156-1754 (532 amino acids)
Source: RefSeq, a predicted model, not a curated record